AUGUCGGACACACCUGCUGCACCUGCACCUACAGCUUCUGUCAGCCCCUCUUCGGAGUCUGCCGUGCCGAGACGUGAUGUCUCACCUGAAACGCCACUGACCACGCAGAAUGACUUUAUUGUUGCAGAUGAUGAACAUAAUGCGGCUGACGAUGAUGAUGCUGAUUCGGCACUGGGUUCAGAUGCUGAGAGCUCAACUGCUUCAGUAUCGGCAAGUAUUCUUGAGUACCGCCGUAGCCAGGGUCGUACAUAUCAUAGUGAUAAGUUUACUACAAACUACUUUCUACCAAACGAUGAUCAGCAGUUGGAGUCUGUCGACUUAACUCAUCACUAUUUAAUGAUCCUGUUGGAUGAUCAGUUGUAUCUUCCUCCUUUCGAUGCGGAGAAGUUGAAAAAAGUGCUUGAUGUUGGUACUGGAACUGGUAUCUGGGCGAUUGAGUUUGCCGACCGUUAUCCCACCGUUGAAAUCGUCGGUACCGAUCUCUCUCCCUGCCAACCUGAGUGGGUACCCCCGAAUGUGCGUUUUGAAAUCGACGAUGCAGUAAUGAACUGGACUUGGGAGCUAAAUGAGUUCGACUUCAUCCAUAUCCGCUACCUCUUUGGCGCCGUCAAAGACUGGUCCGCUCUCUUUAAGGAAGCUUACCGCUGCGUUAUACCUGGAGGCUGGGUCCAAUCUGCCGAGGCUGAUGUUGAGUUCCGUUGUGACGACGGAAGUAUUGACCUGGAGCCCAACUUGAAGAUGUAUAAGAAGCUCUUUGAGGAGGGUGGAAAGGUGCUCAACACUCCCUUCUUUGUAAACGAUAUGCAGGUCCAGGGAUUCAAAGACGCUGGUUUUGAGGAGAUCCACACUAUUGACUACAAACUUCCCGUUGGUGACUGGCCCAAGGACCCCAAACUUAGAGAAGUCGGAAAGUUUGUUCGGGCUUGCUUGGAAAAUGACAUUGAAGGUUACACUCUUAUGAUGUGGCAAGAUGUGCUUCAGUGGCCAAAAGACGAAUACCAAAUGUUUCUUCUAAGCAUCCGAAAGGCCAUCAGAAACCCCAAGAUCCAUACGUACAUGAAAGUGCGUUAUGUCUACGGACGCAAGCCCUCCGAGUAA
This is a messenger RNA of Fusarium venenatum, 1098 nucleotides long. RefSeq names its product S-adenosyl-L-methionine-dependent methyltransferase. The record is from RefSeq and is a predicted model, not a curated record. NCBI's taxonomy places the organism in Eukaryota, Fungi, Ascomycota, Sordariomycetes, Hypocreales, Nectriaceae. Gene Ontology annotation, molecular function: methyltransferase activity.